AUGGACGCGAGUCCAAAGGAGUCUCAGAUUCGUUCCCCAAAAGCUGACCGUAUAGUUCUUUUUAAUAGUAAAACAGAUUCUAAUGACAAUCAGAAUAGUGCUGAACCGGACAGAAAUACUGAAUUUGCUGUAGUUCAUUAUUCACGCGAACCAGAUUAUUGCCGAGACCUAAUCAGAGGAUCUAUGCGCCCUCAAAGGCGUAAAACAGUAACUUAUAAACUCUUUCAAGGAACUGCACACUCCCCUCUUUUUUUGGAGAUAAUGGGCGACUACGCGUUCUUGUUUGGUGAUCUUGUCUAUGAUAUCUCCCAAUAUUUGAAAGAAUAUUUCAGGAAACCGGGUACUGAUAAUUCGGAAUUUUUGGCGUUUGAGAAAACGAUAGAACAGAAAGAGAUAGAGGAAAACAAAGACGAGUCUGAAAUAAGACUUAGACAAAUCGAAGAAGCCUGGGAGAGCAUUCUCUAUGAAGAUUUGAGGGAUUGGAGAAAAGAAGUCCAUAUUUACUGCACCUAUCAGGGCGUUCCAGUAUCUCACACCGCGUUGCCAACAAACUGGUUCUGGGAGGGUAUUCAGAUAAGGAUCUUAUUCCCUUUUGUUCUGAAACCGUGGCACAAUAAGUUUUAUGGAAACAAAAACAUUACUGAUGUAGCCAAGUUAAAGUUAGAAAAGAAAGAAUACGGGAAGCAAGCAGAUCUCAAAUCAUAUCUCUCAAACUAUUAUAGGGACACUCGGUAUAGUAUAACUAGAUACAGGAAGGAUCUAAAUGGCGAACAAAAUUUCUUACUAGAUAAAUAUUUUGGUUUUUAUUUGCACUCUACAAGAAAAGACCUCAUGAUAGAAAAUAUGGGGCCUCAACACCCAUCGAUGCAUGGUGUUCUUCGACUUAUUGUUACUCUGGAUGGUGAAGAUGUUAUUGAUUGUGAACCAAUAUUGGGUUAUUUACACAGAGCGACUAUGUUCACAGAAGCAAUAACUGUAAACGGGCCGGAACAAUUGGGAAAUAUUCAAGUACCUAAAAGAGCCAGCUAUAUACGAGUAAUUAUGUUGGAGUUAAGUCGUAUAGCUUCUCAUCUACUAUGGUUGGGACCUUUUAUGGCAGAUAUUGGUGCACAAACCCCUUUUUUCUAUAUUUUUAGAGAAAGAGAAUUAAUAUAUGAUCUAUUCGAAGCUGCGACAGAACGGGUUGAAGGAGUAGGUUUUGUUGGUAGAGAGGAAGUUAUAAAUUGGGGGUUAUCAGGACCGAUGCUUCGGGCUUCCGGAAUACAAUGGGAUCUACGUGAAGUUGAUAAUUAUGAGUGUUACGAGGAAUUGGAUUGGGAAGUUCAAUGGCAAAAAGAAGGAGAUUCAUUAGCUCGUUAUUUAGUUCGAAUUGGUGAAAUGGUGGAAUCCAUAAAAAUAAUUCAACAGGCUUUGGAAGGAAUUCCAGGGGGGCCUUAUGAAAAUUUUGAAAUCCGCUGCUUUGAUAGAGAAAAGGAGCCAGAAUGGAAUGAUUUUGAAUAUCGAUUCAUUGGUAAAAAAUCGUCUCCUACUUUUGAAUUGCCGAAACAAGAACUUUAUGUGAGAGUUGAGGCCCCCAAGGGAGAAUUAGGAAUUUUUCUAAUAGGAGAUCAGAAUGGUUUUCCUUGGAGAUGGAAAAUUCGUCCACCUGGUUUUAUCAAUUUGCAAAUUCUUCCUCAAUUAGUUAAAAGAAUGAAAUUGGCUGAUAUUAUGACAAUACUAGAAAGAGAAAUAUCAGCAGGGGUACAACAGCGUAUUGGACCUGAAUACGCUGGUCCUUUUGGAAUUCUUCAAGCUCUAGCAGACGGAACAAAACUACUAUUCAAAGAGAAUCUUAUUCCAUCUAGGGGAGAUAUUCGUUUAUUCAGUAUUGGACCAUCCAUAUCAAUAAUAUCAAUUCUAAUAAGUUAUUCAGUAAUUCCCUUUGGCUAUAACUUUGUUUUAUCUGAUUUCAAGAUAGGUGUUUUUUUAUGGAUUGCUAUUUCGAGUAUUGCUCCCAUUGGACUUCUUAUGUCAGGAUAUGGCUCAAAUAAUAAAUAUUCCUUUUUGGGUGGUCUACGAGCUGCUGCUCAAUCGAUUAGUUAUGAAAUACCAUUAACUCUAUGUGUCUUAUCAAUAUCUCUACGUGCGAUUCGUUGA
Messenger RNA from Vicia faba (fava bean), 2136 nucleotides. The record is from the annotation of a GenBank genome assembly. Lineage: Eukaryota; Viridiplantae; Streptophyta; Magnoliopsida; Fabales; Fabaceae.